UCCUUUAAGAUGAAAAGGCUGAAAAUGUUUCCCAUUUUCUCUCCCUCUCAGUUUAUCCCAGGUUAGCUAUUUGCCCCUUUAUCCCCUCCCUCUGCCCAUAUUCGCCAUAAAUCCCCGCAUUUCCUUCCCAGCUUGACUUUUGACAUUACCUCCAUGGAAGCAUUACUCACCCACCCUCCACGCACACCCUCCUCUGGCUUCUCCCUCCUUCUUCCCUCUUGCUGAGUUUAUAAGUCAGAAAGUGCAACAGUUGGCUCACUGAACAGAGCUUUACACAAAAGGGACUGGGUUGAAGAAGGAGAGCAGCUGGAGGGAAUCUGCUCCACUCAUUGUUUUCAAAUUUGUAGGGGGGAAAAAAAGUUUAAUAUAGACUAUAUCUAAGAAGAGAAAUUAGAGCCUUACAAUGCAUGUGUUGAGGAUCUGGGGCGCGCUGUGCGUGCUGGGCGCCGCCGGUUCAUCCUUGUGUGUGAGUGAGGUUGAGUACGACGACGGCGUUGCAGACGGCUAUGGCAACGAGAUCUCUGAGGACCAGCAGCAGGAAGAGUCUCCGGACGCAUCGUACCAAGCAGGUUUCUCCCGCUGGGACAAGCUCUUUAUCGCCCUGGAGGACUCCCAUAUGAGGCAGAGCAUGCUGCUGGAGACGGUGGAGCAGUGCUGCGGAGGAAUGGUCUCUCUGAGGAGCCAGCUGGAUAAGCUCCUCAGGGGGGCGUCGCAGCAGGGUGUGCCCGGCCUGGCGUCAGCAUGUCGGGCACAGGCGGAACAGGAGGCUCUCGGGCUGCACCACCGCCUGGCACAGCUCCGCCAGGAUGGAGCGGACAUGGAGAGGAGGAUGAACGCCACCCUGCAGACGAUCCUGCACAGCAGACGCGAGGACGACGCUCGACUGAAUCGCCUCGAGGAGGCGGUGUCAGAAAACGGCAGAAGCAGACACGGGCCAACCCAGAGACCCGGAGGCUUGGCCAGAACUUUUGGCCGGGGGACGAAGGCAUUCCCAUCCGAGCAGGAGGAACCCGAAGUGUCCUCGCAGGUGGACCUGGACAUGAUAAAAGGCUCUCUGGUCGCCAUAGCAGGAGACGUGCAGAGGGUUUACCUUCAGCUGAGCAUGGUGAUCGAGCAGGCGGGAACACUGAGGAAGGGCAGAGGAGACACAUGAACUGCCUGCAAACUGAUAUGCACAGGAAAAACAAAACUGGGAUUUUGCACACUCUUUUUUUUCAUAUAUAUAAGUUUAAUGGGUUGUUUUAUUAUAUAUGAGCUUGUAUUUUUCUGUCGAGAACAACCCUAAUGCACCAUUAAGAACCAUGUGGGUUUGCUAUAAUGAAUAAAAAUGUAUUAACCGAC
Fundulus heteroclitus (mummichog) is the source of this 1341-nucleotide messenger RNA. RefSeq lists its product as uncharacterized. Gene Ontology annotation, biological process: innate immune response. The transcript has 2 exons. The record is from RefSeq and is a predicted model, not a curated record. The coding region runs from base 404 to 1153 and encodes 249 amino acids. Lineage: Eukaryota; Metazoa; Chordata; Actinopteri; Cyprinodontiformes; Fundulidae. Gene Ontology annotation, molecular function: complement component C1q complex binding.